Hipposideros armiger (great roundleaf bat) is the source of this 2438-nucleotide messenger RNA. RefSeq names its product frizzled related protein (gene FRZB). The coding region runs from base 645 to 1622 and encodes 325 amino acids. Lineage: Eukaryota; Metazoa; Chordata; Mammalia; Chiroptera; Hipposideridae. The record is from RefSeq and is a predicted model, not a curated record. Gene Ontology annotation, biological process: non-canonical Wnt signaling pathway; canonical Wnt signaling pathway. The transcript is spliced from 6 exons. Gene Ontology annotation, cellular component: cytoplasm. Gene Ontology annotation, molecular function: Wnt-protein binding.
CCGUCGAGGUUCCUCCUGCCGUCCCUCCUGCCAGCGGCGGUCGCUACAGCAGCAGCAGCUCACAGCAAAACUUGAAUCUUUUGGCUCAGCCUACAAGACUUGCAAACUCUUACUGCACCCCCCCCCAUUAGGAGACUUUUCCCUCUGGUUGCCCUUCCUUCCUCUCACCCCAUCCUCCCUCCGCCCCCAUCCUCCCCACUUUGGAAAAUUUAAAGGCUUCUUUUAAGCACCUUUUUGUAAUCCAAGGGACGUGACACCCCAGAGCUCCAACUACCUCAGCUGAAUUCUACUUUUGUUUUUAUUCGUCCCUUGCUUCCUCUUGUUUUCCUCUCAUCUGAUUCAUCUGCGAAGUCUGAUGCUUCUGCCAGAGGGGGCGAGGAAUAAAUAGAUGCUGCUGCCCCAGAAGGCUUAGACGUCGGGAAAGGGCGGCCAGAGCGGCAGUGGCUGCAGGGGCGGCGGCGGCUGGGGCUCGGCGGAGCUCGUGGGACCCCAUUGGGGGAAUUUGAUCCAAGGAAGCUGUGAGAUUGCCGGGGGAGGAGAAGCUCCCAGAUCAUUGUAUCCACUUCCAGUGGGGAGGAGGAGACCGCGGAGCGGGCCUCUCGGCGUCCUCGCCACCGUUGCCCCUGCCCCAUCCUGCUGGGAUCAUGGUGUGCGGCAGCCCCGGAGGGAUGCUGUUGCUGCGGGCCGGGCUGCUCGCCUUGGCGGCGCUCUGCCUGCUCCGCGUGCCCGGAGCCCGGGCUGCAGCCUGUGAGCCCGUCCGCAUCCCCCUGUGCAAGUCCCUGCCCUGGAACAUGACCAAGAUGCCCAACCACCUGCACCACAGCACCCAGGCCAACGCCAUCCUGGCCAUCGAGCAGUUCGAAGGUCUGCUGGGUACCCACUGCAGCCCGGACCUGCUCUUCUUCCUCUGUGCCAUGUACGCGCCCAUCUGCACCAUUGACUUCCAGCACGAGCCCAUCAAGCCCUGCAAGUCUGUGUGCGAGCGGGCCCGGCAGGGCUGUGAGCCCAUCCUCAUCAAGUACCGCCACUCGUGGCCGGAGAGCCUGGCCUGCGACGAGCUGCCGGUUUACGACCGCGGCGUGUGCAUCUCUCCCGAGGCGAUUGUCACUGCGGACGGAGCGGAUUUUCCUAUGGAUUCUAGUAAUGGAAACUGUAGAGGGGCAAGCAGUGAACGCUGCAAAUGUAAGCCUAUUAGAGCUACACAGAAGACCUAUUUCCGAAACAAUUACAACUAUGUCAUUCGGGCUAAAGUGAAAGAGGUCAAGACCAAGUGCCAUGAUGUGACUGCAGUAGUCGAGGUGAAGGAGAUUCUGAAAGCUUCUCUGGUAAACAUCCCGAGGGACACCGUUAACCUUUAUACCAGCUCCGGCUGCCUGUGCCCGCCACUUAAUGUUAACGAGGAGUAUAUCAUCAUGGGCUAUGAAGAUGAGGAACGCUCCAGAUUACUGUUGGUGGAAGGUUCUAUUGCUGAGAAAUGGAAGGAUCGACUUGGUAAAAAAGUUAAGCGCUGGGAUAUGAAGCUCCGUCAUCUUGGACUGAAUAAAAGUGAUUCUAGCCACAGUGAUUCCACUCAGAGUCAGAAGUCUGGCAGGAACUCUAACCCCCGGCAAGCACACAACUAAAUCCUGAAAUGCAGAAAGAACAUUAGUGGACUUCCUAUUAAAAUUGCGUUGCUGGACUAGCAAAGGAAAAUUGCACUAUUGCACGUCAUAUUCUAUUUUUUUUUAAACCACAAAAGCCAUGUGGUAACUGAUAUACUUUUAUUUUCUCUUGUUUUCUGCUUUUCUCUUCCCUUCCUCUAUCCCCUUUUUUGUGGUCUGAGUGCAGAUCCUUAAAUAUAUUAUAUGUAUUCUAUUUCACUAAUCAUGGGAAAACUGUUCUUUGCAAUAAUAAUAAAUUAAACAUGUUGAUACCAGAGCCUCUUUGCUGGAAUAAAUGUUAAUUUACUGUUCUAUACCUGGACUGGAAAUGCAAUAUUGGACGCAAACAGAGAAAGCUAAAUAUGCUGUGCAGCAUAGUUGGCUGAUGUAAUUACAGCCUCAUUUUCUCAUGCCUUUUGGGUAUUCUCAUGCGUAGGAAGUUCUACAUGUUUAUAAAUGUAAAAUAGCAGUUUGAAAUCAAAUGCCACACAGGCAAAGCAAUCAAGCACCAGGAAGCAUUUAUGAGGAAAAGACACACAAGAUGAAUUAUUUUCAAGAUUGGCAGGAAGCAAAAUAAAUAGUGUUAGGAGUUGGGGAAUGAACAUUUUGCCAGACUGAGAAGCACAACUGAAACCAGUAGCUGUUGGGGCAUUAACAGCAGCAUUUAUCUUUUGGUAAUACAUUUUAUUUGUUUAUGAAUAUAUUAAUCAGCAUUAGGGAAGUGAAUUAUAACUAGACAUCUGCUGUUACCAGCAUAGCUCUGUUUCAUUUGCUUCCUUUUAAAUAAACCCAUUGGUG